AUGUAUUUUUUAGUUUAUAUGUUGGUCUUGUUGGGCCUUGUUAAUUCGGAGAAAUUGAGCCUUUUUGCAAGCAAUCGUGACAAUGGGAAGAGAGUGAGUCUAGGUGAGAUUACAGUAGAUGAAAAAGCACACAAUAUAACGGGUACUACUCUUGAUGCGUCAUCUUUAAUAGGUACUUAUUGUUUUGGUGCUGAAGGUGAAUCAUACAGCAAUGACUGUUUUUGCUACUUGAAAGUAGACGGUAAGAAGCACAAUUAUACGUUAAUGGUUGAUGUCAACGAUGACAUAGUGGAAUCAUUAACAUGGAUGAUGAACGAUUAUUCAAACGGUACUACUGCAGAAGUUAGAUUACCAGUUCAUGCACCACAACCCCCUCCAAUCAAACUGAAGAAGACUACAAAGACAUACGCCGAGAAGAAAGCUGAGAGUAAGCUUGAUGCAGCCAAGAAAAAGGGUAAAGAAGAAGAAGAUAACGAAGAGGAAGAUCAAAGAACAUUCUUUGAAAAGAACUGGAAGAAGAUGUUAAUUGGUUUCCUAAUAUAUAACCUAAUUGCCGGUUUUUCCAAAAGUCAGCAGCAACAAGGGCAGCAGCAGCAACAGUAG
This is a messenger RNA of Nakaseomyces glabratus, 603 nucleotides long. It is a transcript of the gene EMC10, whose product is annotated as Emc10p. The record is from RefSeq and is a predicted model, not a curated record. NCBI's taxonomy places the organism in Eukaryota, Fungi, Ascomycota, Saccharomycetes, Saccharomycetales, Saccharomycetaceae.